This is a messenger RNA of Nannochloropsis gaditana CCMP526, 1866 nucleotides long. It is a transcript of the gene BRCA2, whose product is annotated as breast cancer 2 susceptibility protein. The record is from RefSeq and is a predicted model, not a curated record. The transcript has 4 exons. The coding region runs from base 28 to 1866 and encodes 612 amino acids. Gene Ontology annotation, biological process: regulation of DNA-templated transcription; double-strand break repair via homologous recombination.
CACGUUGGAGGAAAGGCCAGCUACAUCAUGGACUUACAAAUCUCGCUGUCCCCACCCUCGGAGGUGUGGGUCGCUCAUCAUUACGGAGCUAUUGUAUGGAAGCUUGCUUGUCUCGAGCGAGCUUUUCCUGAAGUGCUUGGAGGAAGGUACCUGACUCGCCCUCGCGUUCUGCAGCAAUUACGAUAUCGCGCUUAUCGUGAGAUGGUGUGUGGCCAUCGUUCAGCUCUACGAAUGAUAUUGAACGGCGAUGCCUCCGCAGGACGCUUAAUGAUUUUAUGUGUCAGCCAAGUCUACCACCGGCCUAUUUUUCAGACGAGCCUCCUCAACAAUGCUUCUCUGUCACAUACACUGGCUGAUGAACAGACGGCAGAUGACGCUCAAGAAAAAGAGUCGGAAAUUUUGGAGCAGGCUGAGUCGACGGGAGGCACAAGUCCAUCGACUCAUGUGCGUAUAGAGUUAACCGACGGCUGGUAUUAUCUCGAUGCGGUUUUGGAUAGCUUUUUGAGCGCCUUUGUCAGGACUGGUCGCAUCCGUGUGGGCACUAAGGUGGCAAUUUGCGGUGCGUUUUUGCAAGGCCUCUCCGGAGGGGGUGUUGACCCAUUGGAAAUGCUUGACCAGUCAGCGGACGCCCGUCCAUGUUUGCAAUUAGUCAUUAAUGGCACACGGCCUGCCAGGUGGGAUGCGCCAUUGGGCUUUCAGCGCCGGCCUUCAAUGUGCUCAAGGGGGGUCAUGAGUACGUCUGUAUCUGGCCUUGUGGCCGGUGGUGGAUCUGCGCCGGCGAUUGAGGCAGUAGUGGUCCGACGCUAUGCCACUCAGUUCAUGGAGCGCAGUCUCAAUGCCGAAGGUGAGCGACUUGCGUCGCGAGUUUUAAGCGUGGCAGAGGAGGAAGAUGCACAACAGCGACAUGAAGGGGUGUGCCAAGCCCGCAUGGAGCGGAUCUUAGAAGAGAAGACCCAGCAGGCGGAGGAAGAGAACCGAGAACGCCGUCACAGAAGGCAAGCCCUGUUGACCGUGUGGGAGCCAUCUGAGGAGCUCGAGGAGGCUUUACAGGAUGGUAGGCACGUUAUGCUUGAGCGCGGGAUGGAAAAGAAAGUGGACAUGGAGCAGGAACGUUGCAAAAUGGGAAAGACGCUUAGCGAAAACUGUGACGUUUACGCAUUAACUGAUCUCGUGUUUCAAUCGUAUGACCCUAAAACGGAUACUGUCAUGGCCAGUGUCUCGGGAUGGAGUGGUAUGCGCAAGGAGAUUCCUCCCCGGGCACGCAAUGAGGCUUACCUUCGAAAUGCGAUGGCAGAUUUGAGUCGAUGGGUAAAAUUAUCAUCAGAUGCACCUCGUGUGCUAGAGGGUGAGCGUGCUCGGCUUUUUACUCUACUAAAUAUAGGCAAGAUGAACGAGGUGCAAAGUGGAGGAGAGACCAGGUUUUAUCCCCGACAACGCAUUCAAGGAUCGAUAACGCAGCAUGAAAUCAUCUUUGACGAAGUCCAGGAGGAAAAAGUCUCAGAACGCCGCAGAGAUACGUCCUUAAAAUUGUUGGUAGACCUCGGAGGGCAGGCGUACAUAUCGGUGCUGUGUCGACGACAAUACGCCGUGCGUCGUCUUGCCACUUCUUUGCUCCCUGCCGGUCUGGACAUUUGCGAGGAUAUGGAAUCCAUUGCCGAGGCGCUGAUCCAGCAUCAGGCUCAACUAGGCUCUAUUUCUAUCGAAAUGCUUGUACAGCGCCUUGAAAUUGACGCAUUAGAUGCUCCCCUUUAUGAGGUCCUUGACGUCGCAGCCAUUCCUGCAAUCCAGCAUGCGCUUGGUACCCUUAACAGCCUCCUCGUAGAUGAAACAGGGCUUUCUCUCUUGACGGCAUCUAUUACACGCUAG